UCCCGCAGCCUUAUGCAACAGCGACCCUAAGCAGCGCACCGUUUUUAAUGGUUUCUUUCUUUCAUGCGACCGAAGAAGGACCGUUUAACGGGAGAUUUCGACGAUGAGUAGCUUUAUGAAUAUGGCGUGUAUUGGAGACUUUGACCCAUUCACCGCUGCCAUUCCAGCCACCAAAGUUGAGCUCACGGUGUCCUGUAGAAAUCUCCUGGACAGAGACACAUUCUCUAAAUCAGACCCAAUUUGUGUGCUGUAUACACAAGGAAUCGCCAACAGGGAAUGGAGAGAGUUUGGUCGGACAGAGGUGAUAAACAAUACCCUGAAUCCAGAUUUUGUCCGAAAAUUCAUCCUGGACUAUUUUUUUGAAGAGAGGCAGAAUCUACGCUUUGACCUGUACGACGUCGACUCGAAGAGCGACAACCUGUCUAAACAUGACUUCCUGGGCCAGGUGUUCUGUACCCUGGGUGAGGUGGUGGGCUCCAUGGGAAGCUGCAUGGAGAAACCUCUCAUUGGGAUUCCAGGGAAGAAGUGUGGUACCAUCAUAGUGAGAGCAGAGGAGCUGAGCAAUUGCAGGGAGUCAGUGAUGCUGCAGUUCUGUGGGAACAAGUUGGACAAGAAAGAUUUCUUUGGGAAAUCGGAUCCUUUUCUGGUCUUCUACCGCGGUAACGAAGAUGGAUCAUUUACUAUCUGCCAUAAGACAGAGGUGAUGAAGAACACUCUGGACCCAGUGUGGCAAGCCUUCAAGAUCCCCGUCAAGGCCCUGUGCAACGGAGACUAUGACAGGAGCAUAAAAGUGGAGGUGUAUGAUUGGGACCGAGAUGGAGGCCAUGACUUCAUUGGGGAAUUCAAUACCAGCUACAGGGAGAUGUCAAGAGGCCAGUCACAGUUUCACAGCUACGAGGUGGUAAAUCCAAAGAAGAAAGGCAAGAAGAAGAAAUACCUCAACUCGGGAACAGUAACCCUUCUGUCCUGCCUGGUGGACAUGGAACUUACCUUCCUGGAUUACAUUAAAGGAGGGACUCAGAUUAGUUUCACAGUGGCAAUUGAUUUCACAGCAUCAAAUGGCAACCCCUCCCAGCCCACCUCUCUACACUACAUGAGUCCGUACCAGCUGAAUGCCUAUGCCAUGGCUCUGAGAGCCGUAGGGGAGAUUAUCCAGGACUACGACAGUGACAAGAUGUUCCCUGCACUGGGCUUCGGAGCCAAGCUGCCCCCAGACGGACAGGUCUCGCACGAGUUCGCCCUGAAUGGGAACCCCCAGAAUCCGUACUGCAUUGGGAUAGAGGGGGUGAUGGAGGCUUACUACCAAAGCCUCAAGUCUGUUCGACUCUAUGGACCCACACACUUCUCCCCUGUCAUUAACCACGUGGCCAGGUAUGCACAUUCAGUGAAAGAUGGCUCCCAGUACUUCAUCCUCCUUAUCAUCUCGGACGGUGUCAUCACCGACAUGGCCCAGACAAAGGAGUCUAUUGUAAACGCGGCUACUUUGCCCAUGUCAAUUAUAAUUGUCGGGGUUGGACCAGCAGAAUUUAAUGAAAUGAUUGAGCUUGAUGGAGAUGAAGAGAGGAUCUCAUCCCAAGGGAGGUUCGCAGAGAGAGACAUUGUUCAGUUUGUUCCAUUUCGUGACUACAUCGACCGCAGGGGGAACCACAUUCUGAGUAUGGCCCGUCUGGCCAAGGAGGUCCUGGCUGAGAUCCCUGACCAGUUCCUCUCCUACAUGAGGACCAGGUGCAUCAAACCAGGCCCCUGCCCCCCUGCCUACACCCCCGCCCCCGCCGUGCACCCCCUCCUCACCCGACGGGUCAGCCGAAUCUGAGGGGUAAGACCCCUCUGAGAGGUAAGACCCCCUCC
Messenger RNA from Coregonus clupeaformis (lake whitefish), 1848 nucleotides. Its product is annotated as copine-8-like. The transcript has 20 exons. Gene Ontology annotation, biological process: cellular response to calcium ion. The coding region runs from base 104 to 1813 and encodes 569 amino acids. The record is from RefSeq and is a predicted model, not a curated record. Gene Ontology annotation, cellular component: plasma membrane. Gene Ontology annotation, molecular function: calcium-dependent phospholipid binding. NCBI's taxonomy places the organism in Eukaryota, Metazoa, Chordata, Actinopteri, Salmoniformes, Salmonidae.